Messenger RNA from Apodemus sylvaticus (European woodmouse), 990 nucleotides. It is a transcript of the gene Hdgfl1, whose product is annotated as HDGF like 1. Gene Ontology annotation, cellular component: nucleus. Gene Ontology annotation, molecular function: double-stranded DNA binding; transcription coregulator activity. The transcript has a single exon. The coding region runs from base 1 to 990 and encodes 329 amino acids. Gene Ontology annotation, biological process: regulation of transcription by RNA polymerase II. NCBI's taxonomy places the organism in Eukaryota, Metazoa, Chordata, Mammalia, Rodentia, Muridae. The record is from RefSeq and is a predicted model, not a curated record.
AUGUCUUGCUUCAGCCGCCCUAAAUACAAGACCGGGGACCUGGUGUUUGCCAAGUUAAAGGGCUAUGCCCACUGGCCAGCGAGGAUCGAACAUGUUGCUGAACCCAACCGCUAUCAGGUGUUCUUCUUCGGGACCCAUGAGACCGCCCUGCUGGGCCCCAAGCACCUGUUCCCUUACGAGGAGUCCAAGGAGAGGUUCGGCAAGCCCAACAAGAGGCGCGGCUUCAGCGAGGGGCUGUGGGAGAUCGAGCACGACCCUAUGGUGGAGGCCUCCCCUUGCCUGUGCCCAGAAGAGGAUCAGCGCUGCGCCGAGGAGGAGCCCGGGCCGGCAGAAGAGCCAGAGCCAGGGCAGGAGCUGGAGCCUGAAUCCCGGCCUGAGCUGGAGGCAGAGCCGAGGCCUGAGACCGAGACCGAGUGUGAGCAGGAUCCCGAGUGUGAGCAGGAUCCCGAGUGUGAGCAGGAUCCCGAGGGUGAGCAGGAGCCUGAGUGUGAGCAGGAGCCCGAGGGUGAGCAGGAGCCCGAGGGUGAGCAGGAGCCCGAGGGUGAGCAGGAGCCUGAGUGUGAGCAGGAGCCCGGGUGUGAGCAGGAGCCCGAGUCCCAGCCUGCCUAUGACCUGCUGGACGCCAUGGAGGAGCCGGGCCUCACCGAGACCGAGCCAGGAGAUCAGCAAGCCGAGCAGGUGCAAGAGCAGCACCCUGAAGCUGAGGCCGAGGCCAAAGCGGAGGCAGAGGCGGAGGCAGAGGCAGAGGCAGAGGAGCCGGGGAGUCUGAAGAGGAGCGCGGAGGAUGAACAGCCUCGUAGUCCUCCCAAACGGCCCAGGGAGGAGGCGCCUGGCGCGCUGGAGAUGGAGCCGGCUGGAGAGCGCGAGGCUGAGGCCUGCCCCUUCGUGGAGGAGCCUGACCAAGCCCAGGAGCAGCAGCCUCCGCUGGAGGAAGAGGCCACAGAAGAGGCAGUCCAGGGCCUGAUUGUUAGAGAAAUCGAAGGCGUGUAG